AUGAAAACCAUAUUUAUUUGCUUGUUAUCCACGCUCUUAGCGGCAGCGCAGGCGGAGUUGCCCGCUAUCGAUCCUGCAUUGAAGGAAGUUCUUGACGUGUGCAGCAAAGAUAUUAAUAUCUCCGUUAAGGAAUUAAAUCAAUAUGCGCCUAAAAGCUUCGAUCCGACGACGUUGCCACAAAGCAUCAAGUGUUUUCUGAAAUGUAUACCUGAAAAGUUUGGCUUCUAUGAUAAUGACACGCUUGAUGAAGCAUUGGCAACGAAACAUCUUGAAGACCGUAUUCGCAAGACUAAGCAGCCUGAUAUGGAGUCUAUUAGAAGAGCCGUACAACAAUGUAGCCAAAUAAGAGAUGAUGGUGGUGUCUGUGAUAAAGGUGGACGAAUUUCCGUGUGUAUUGGUAAAAUUGAAAUCGAUGCAGUGAAUUCAGCAUGA
Molecule: messenger RNA, 432 nt
Organism: Rhagoletis pomonella (apple maggot)
Lineage: Eukaryota; Metazoa; Arthropoda; Insecta; Diptera; Tephritidae
Exons: 2
Coding region: 1-432 (143 amino acids)
Molecular function (GO): odorant binding
Source: RefSeq, a predicted model, not a curated record